AUGGCUAGUCUCAUAGCACUGGGAAUAGGUGGAUUGGUGAUAUAUGUCGCUGUCAAAAGCAUCUAUCGGUUAUAUUUCCACCCUCUCAGCAAGAUUCCCGGGCCAAAACUCGCCGCUAUCACAAGCGGAUAUGAAUUUUAUUUCAAUGUGAUCAAGGGAGGAAUGUUCAUAUGGGAGUUGGAGCGUUUACAUGAAAUAUAUGGGCCCAUUAUACGAAUUACCCCUCUUGAGGUACAUAUCAAGGACUCCAGCUAUUACGAUGAGAUAUACACCUCGACCAAGUUCAGACGCGAAAAGGCCGCUGACUUGGUCGCUCGAUUCGAUCUCAAGGAUACUGCAUUUGCCAGUAUCUCUCAAGAAGACCACCGGAGGCGUCGUGCACAUAUUGAGAAACACUUCUCCAAGCAGGCUGUCUGCAAUAUAGAGUAUUUGAUCUAUGAAAAUAUUGACAAACUGGACAAUCAUUUCAAGCGCGCCUUGGAAUUCCAUAAAGUCAUCAACCUCGAUGCUGGCUUUGCUGGACUAACUUCCGAUGUCAUUCACAAAUAUGCCUUUGGUUUCAACAGUGGGAAUCUUGACCAUGAUGACUUCAACUCCAGUGUGAGAGAUGGAAUCAACGCACUGUUCAAGAUCAGCCACGUCAUAUUCUUUUUCCCGGUCCUUCAAACCAUCAUCAACUCGUUUCCGUUGUGGCUGCUCGAAAAAUUUAACCCAUUUGCGUAUGCAUUAGUGAGCCAGAAGUUAGACCUUCUUCGUCGGACAGAGAAAUUCCUGCAAAGCGAGCCGUCAAAAUCGACAACCCCCUCCGUCAUGGAAGUUAUGUGUGGCCCCAGUAUGCCGCAGGAUAUGCGCGACGUUGUUCGUCUCAGCAAUGAGGGGUUUUCAUUGAUCAUCGGUGGCACCGAGACAACUGCCCGAUCACUAUCUAUUGCGGCCUUUUACCUCUUGCAGAAUAAAUCAAUCAAGACGAAGUUGCGAGAGGAACUGCGGACGGUGAUGCCCACUCCCGAGUCUCGACCAACAUGGAGGCAGCUUGAACAGUUGCCAUAUUUGUCUGCACUUGUUUGGGAGACAUUACGUGUGUCUACUGGAAUUGCAAGUCGAUCGCCUCGUGUCGCACCUGAUGAAACACUGGUCUACAAGAAUCAUAGUAUUCCUGCCGGAACUCCAGUUAGUGAGACCAACUAUUUCGUUCUUACUGACCCCGAAAUUUUCCCCGAUCCGCAUACCUUCGACCCAGAUCGAUGGCUACGUGCCGCUGCGAAAGGGGAGCGUCUGGAUAAAUAUAUGGUCAAUUUUUCCAAAGGCAGUCGGAUAUGUUUGGGAAUGAACCUGGCCUAUGCGGAACUGUUUCUUGUACUGGCGGCUUUCGUUCGUCGUUUUGACAUGGAAUUGUUUGAGACCAGCGAAAAAGACAUUGCUUUUGCGCGUGAUUUUGGGACCCCGUACCCCGAUCAGGGCAGUGCCCGCGUGCGAGUUAUGGUCACUAAGGUGAUCGAGGAGUGA
Penicillium coprophilum is the source of this 1506-nucleotide messenger RNA. Its product is annotated as cytochrome P450. The record is from RefSeq and is a predicted model, not a curated record. The transcript is spliced from 5 exons. Gene Ontology annotation, molecular function: oxidoreductase activity, acting on paired donors, with incorporation or reduction of molecular oxygen; iron ion binding; monooxygenase activity. Lineage: Eukaryota; Fungi; Ascomycota; Eurotiomycetes; Eurotiales; Aspergillaceae. The coding region runs from base 1 to 1506 and encodes 501 amino acids.